This is a messenger RNA of Benincasa hispida (wax gourd), 330 nucleotides long. Lineage: Eukaryota; Viridiplantae; Streptophyta; Magnoliopsida; Cucurbitales; Cucurbitaceae. The record is from RefSeq and is a predicted model, not a curated record.
AUGGCUCCUUAUGAAGCAUUGGAUAAUCUUAAAGUGGCUCGUGAUAGACAGAAGCGCCACGCUGAUAAACGAAGAAGAGAACUAGAAUUUGAAGUUGGAGAACGGAUGCUAAGGAAAUAUGUGCCUGAUCCUAUGCACAUACUAGCAACACAACCGGUACAGCUCAAAGAAGAUUUAUCUUACGAGAAAAAGGCCAUCGAGAUUUUGGACAGGAAAGAUCAGGUACUCAGAAAUAAGACGAUUCCUUUUGUGAAAGUGUUAUGGCGUAAUCAUGGGAUCGAGGAAGCAACCUGGGAACCUGAAGAGCACAUGAGGAAGAGAUACCCUUAA